UGCAGUCAGUUGUCCGCGCGGGGCUGUGGUUGAUGCGCGCGCCGCCCCGACAGAGCGAAGAAAACGGAGUGUCAGAGAAGUUGUGAAAGGUUAAACAAACAGAACAAUAAACAAGAGAACAGUUAGCAUAGAAAAGAACUAAAUAAACUAAAGGAGAGGUAAAAGUUAAAGAGAAAAACGAAAACAAUACCUUAAACUGCAAUAUAUAUUUUUUUCAGAAUAUUAACAAGUGCAGAAAAUAAUAAAAAAAUAACAUAGUUGGUGAUAUCUGAAAAUUUGUCCACACCACGAUCAACUUUUUUUUUUUUAUAUUAAGGAGAAGGAUUAAGAAGAAAAGGGUGAUGAUGAGUGGUGAUGAAGAGGAGGAGUGAACGGUGGUUGUGGUGGUGAUAGUGGUGAUACGUGUGAAGGAAGAAAAGAAGAAAUAACGGAAGGAAAGAAAGAAGGAAAAACAGGAAGAAAAGCGUGAGAAAGAAAAACAAAAAAUAAGGAAGAAAAGAUAGGAAGAAAGAAGAAAAGAGGAAGAAAGAAGGAAAAACAGGAAGAAAAGCGUGAGAAAGAAAAACAAAAAAUAAGGAAGAAAAGAUAGGAAGAAAGAAGAAAAGAGGAAGAAAGAAGGAAAAACAGGAAGAAAAGCGUGAGAAAGAAAAACAAAGAAUUAAGAAGGAAAGAUAAAGAAAGAAAAGAUAAAAAGAAAGAAGAAAAGAGGAAGAAAAAAGGAAAAACAAGAAGAGACGAAAACGUAAGAAAGAAAAACAAAGAAUAAGAAAGAAAAGACAGGAAGAAAGAAGAAGAAAGAAAGAAAGAAAACUCACACAGCUUUGAAGAGGAUAACAAGCAAGAAAGAAAGAGACAAACAAACAAAGAUAAAGAAAGAGAGAAAUCAAGAUAGAGAGAGAGUGUGUGUGCUAGAAGAGUAUUACGAAAGAAAAAAACAUUAUUCCUCACUAUCUUUAUUUCUUGCUUAACUAUCUUUUUUCUUAUCCUCAGUUCCGGUUACGUCUUUUUUUUCAUUCACAAGAAAAUAAAUAAAGAAAAAAGAGACAAACAGAGGGCGUAAAAAUCCCGUUCAUAUCCUGAUUAAGAGAGAGAGAGAGAGAGAGAGAGAGAGAGAGAGAGAGAGAGAAAGCUACAGAAAAGAAGGACCAAAAAAAAGGAAAGGAAUUUAACCCAUUAACGUAAAUAAAAAGAAGCAAUCCAACCCCAUUUUCUCUGACCAGGAAUCUCACCCCAUUUUCUACCAAUCGACCUGUGACUCAAGAAAACCUAUUAGCAUUUUUUAUUUUCCUCCAUUUCUUACUUUAUUCCAUGUCCCAAUAAGCUAAAAAAAGGAUACGAGACAGAAGAAGAAGAAGAAGAAGAAAAAGAAGAAAUAAAAGAAUGAGAUGAAAAGGAAAUAACUCAGAUAAAAAAGAUUAUAUAGAAGCUCAAAAAACAAAAGAAGAAAGAAAAAGACAAGAAAAUAAAGAUAAAUACGAAGAGGAGAGAAAAAAGGAGAGACGAGGGAAAUUAAGAGAAAAGAAAAUAUAAGGGAGAUAAUAAAAAGAAACGAGAGAAAAGAAGAGAAAAGAAGAGAGAAAAUCAGAGAGCGGUAAGAAAAGAGAAGAAGGAGAGAAGACAGGAAGAGAAAACAAUUGAUUUGCUUUACUGUCCUUGUGUCUUCUUAACUUUUCUCUUGGAACUAAAAAAUAAAGAAAGGAGAAAGGAAAGAUAGUAGGAAGGAAACAAGGAAGUAAGAAAUGUGAGAAAAGGAAAACCGGAAGAAGAAAGAAAGAAAGGAAGGAAAGGAAGAAACUCGGUCAUAAGAAAGGAAAGGAAAGGAAGACAGGAAGAAUAAGGAAAAGAAGGAAAGGAGAGAAAAAUAAAGAUAGGAAGGAAAGAAAGAAGGAAGAAACUCGCUGAUAAGUCCUCAUUCUCGUUAACUUCCUCCUCCUCCUCCUCCUCCAACUCCUCCUCCUCUUCCUCGACGACAAAAUGAAAAGGAUGUCUGGAUCUGUGUUCCUUCCCCUCCUCCUCCUCCUCCUCUUCCUCACAACUCCCCUGGAAGGACAGACAGGAAGAGAAUUGCGCAACCCAACACCGAAGGAGAUUAUUGCGCAGCUUCUCCUACGGCGCGCGCACAAGGCAACCCACAACCCACCCACCCCGCUAGCCCCCUCGUUCGUCCCCCCCGCCCCCACCUCCUCCCCCCUCAUAGACCCUGAAGUUGACCAAGGGGGAGGAGGUGGAGGAGGAGGGGGUGGGGGCUUUGGUGGGGGAGGUGGAAGGGUGGAAGAGGAGGAUGUCGCAGCCUUGACCAAUUUGAUAGUUGAUGAAGCCUGCACGGGGUCCGGGUGUGGAUCGGCGGACGAGUUCAAGGAGAGGUGGUCCAUGCCGUUAAUGAAGCUGGGGAACAAGCGAUACUACCUGGGCAUAUUCUUCAAGGCCAACUGGUACAAGGCGUGGCAAUACUGUCGCUUCCACGGCAUGCACCUGGGGGGCAUCGAGACGGAGAGGGAGAACCGCUUCCUGGAGCAACACAUCCAGGACCGAGGUCUAGGUCACGAGCACUUCUGGACCUCGGGGACGGACCAGGGUGAGGAGGGGAACUUCUUCUGGAUGUCGAACGGUCAGCCUGUCACCUACACCAACUGGAACGCCGGAGAACCCAACAACUUCCAGUAUGAGAACGGCGAGAUGGAACACUGUCUCGAAUUGUGGAACAGAGACGGGAAGGGACUCAAGUGGAACGACAGCCCUUGCUCCUUCGAGACUUACUUCAUCUGCGAGGUGGAGUAAUGGAUCGUGGUGGAAGUGGUGUGUGUGUUAGUGUGUGUGUGUCUGUCUGUUUCUCUGUUUUUUUUCUGUUUAACUCUUUGUAUUUGGGGUAACUUUUUGUCUCUUAUUUCUGUUUGUUUUUUUAUCUCUGUUUUGUUUGUUUUUCUCUUUUCUUGCUUUCUUUCUUUGUGUAAAUCUAUGUAAAUCUGUGUCUGUUUGUCUGUCUGUCUCUGUAUCUCUGUCUCUCCGUCUCUCUCUCUCUCUCUCUCUCUCUCUCUCUCUCUCUCUCUCUCUCUCUCUCUUCUAAUACUCUUUUUUUUUACUCCUUCACAUAUUUUUUCUCAAUCUUAUUUUUCUUUUCUAAUUGUUUUCCUUAUUUUUUACCCAUUGCUCCACCGAUUUUGUAAUACUUUUUGUUUGUUUGUUUAUUUGUUUGUUUUACUAUUGCACGUCCGUUGAUUUUUUUUUUCCUCUUCUCUUUUAUUCGCAUUUUUUUCUCUCAUCUGUAUCAACAAAAAAAUCACACUCGUUCUUUUUUUCUUCCAGUUUCUUCGUUUGUAAUCAUUAUUUUCUACAUUUUCCUUUUAUAAGAUUUUUCCUUUUUUUUCCUAUUCUCUCUCUCUCUCUCUCUCUCUCUCUCUCUCUCUCUCUCUCUCUCUCUCUCUCUCUCUCUCUCUCUCUCUCUCUCUCUCUC
Messenger RNA from Eriocheir sinensis (Chinese mitten crab), 3451 nucleotides. RefSeq names its product C-type lectin 37Db-like (gene tfc). The record is from RefSeq and is a predicted model, not a curated record. Bases 1975 to 2778 code for a protein of 267 amino acids. Gene Ontology annotation, cellular component: external side of plasma membrane. Gene Ontology annotation, molecular function: carbohydrate binding. The transcript has 7 exons. Gene Ontology annotation, biological process: biological process involved in interspecies interaction between organisms. NCBI's taxonomy places the organism in Eukaryota, Metazoa, Arthropoda, Malacostraca, Decapoda, Varunidae.